UAUCAGACUGAUGCUACGUUACACAAACGCAUUUUUCGAUAAUUCAUUCCCAAAGCUGUGAUUUACAGGAGACUAUCUGAAAUUAUACAACUGCUGGUUCUAUCAGAGUGUGCUUUACGGUCUCGUAGACAUGGUUUACAUGCUUUGUAUCGGUAUAAACUAGUAGUGGUUGAAUAUAAUAGAAUAGGAUAAACUUACAAUAUGGGAUGAUUAAUUCGUUCAGUGUUUUUAUAUACUUUUGCGAUAUCAAUGGAUCUGGAAUAAAAAUCCCACAGUCAAUAUUUGAUUACUCAAGGCUCUUAUCUAACAACAUGGGAAAUGUUGUGAAUUAUCUGUACAGAUGUUCGGGACUAGUUGUUAAUUUUGCUGUGUUAUUCCAAAACGCAUUUUAAUAAUAAAAGUUUGAAAUAUUUAGUGUCCGUUGGGUAUGAUUAUAGGACAAAUCUCGAAAUUGUAAAACAUUUAUUCGGGAUUCGUAAUUAUUUUAUGUGUCUGGAGAUAGUGUAAUUUACUACCUUAGUAACAUUUAUAGUUGGAUUACAAAUGAUAUACCAUUUUUUCAGUCUGCUAACAGAUUUUUCUUCAAAACAAUGAAAUACAUCAUUGUAAAUUUCCUAUAAAAGUCAGAGGAUUUUUUGUUUCUGUUAUUAACAGCAAAACAGUUAAAGAUGACAAACGAAAGGGCAACAAGUACUAGGUAGAAAUAUUUAAACAAACAAGUGAAAAUUAAUAUGAUAUCAGUUGUUUGAAAUAUGGAAUACUGGUGGACAUGAGCUACAGAUAUUUCGAUAUGGAAAUCUGUCGUGUCUUUGCAUUGUAUGUCCUGAUAUGCCUUGUAGACAUUUCAAACUGCUAUUCUUAUAACUUGUCACAAAGUACACCCGCACCAGAGUUUCUUCCAGCACCCUUCAACGUUAGCUUUCAUGUAGGUGAUUUGGCUAUGCUGAGCUGUGGUAUCAACAACUUAGGAACGAAAACGGUUGUAUGGCGGCGCCUCGACAGUUCAUUUCCACUUACUUCCGGUAAAAUGACAGUAAUUGACGACAAACGUCUCCAAGUCUCUCACGUGGUACACAAGAACCAAUGGGAUCUCAUGAUUAAAGACGUAAAGCUGGAAGACGAUGGCAUUUAUGAAUGUCAGAUUUCCUCCAAAGAUAGGACUGUACGAAGACUAGUGACUCUACACGUAGUUGAACCCAAAGUGGAAAUACCUGAAAUAAACAUUACUGAACCCCAGUACGUGGAACGGGGUGAAACAAUAAAACUACAAUGUAACGCUACAGGAGAACAUUACCCACCAGAGGAAAUGGACUGGUUCAGGAACGGACAAAAAAUUUCCUCACAAAGACGGAAAGGAAUUCACAUAUCAAAACAGUUUUCAAUAAUAAAAAGGAAAUUUACUAGUGUUCUAACAAUAGACAGAGCAGAAAUGACAGACGAUGGAACAUACGUGUGUCGCUCAUCAAAUAUGCAAAUAACAAGUACAAAAGUAAUUGUUUUAAAUGCUGAAACGUCACCAAUUAAAAGAGGGACAAUCGGUGAUAAGCCAAUUGAUAAAGGAUCUUAUACAUCAAGAUCGGCGGCGGCACGUAUUCCCAGGACAUUUCUGCUCAAUACAGUGUUAUUAUUUGUUAUUCUUACAUUGAGAGCAUUGCCUUUGUACCCAUCGUGAUAUUGGUCUCCUGGGAAAGUUUCAUUAUCUCGACGUCUUUAUAUUGUCUGCGGAUGUAAGGCAGAAAAAAUACUAUUAAAGAUGGCUUGUGUCCAAAUGAAUGAUCAGCACGGCAGAAUCUAAAAUUGAUGCAGUAGAAACAUAAUUUUAAAGUGAAAAACUAAGCAUCGCUUCUUGUUGCUUGUGCAGUCGUGUCGAAGGCAGGCCGAUAGGCCCGUGGAAUUGUUGGAGGCCUUAAGUAAACUUUUCGUAAAAAUGAUACUAACUGUAUGGCAAUGAAGUCGAAGAAGUGUCCUAAUGACUGUGACAUUUAACAUGCACAGUGAAAAAUAUAGAUAAAUGUUAUACAAAUAUUGCUGACUUGGAGUUUCAAAACUACAGUACAUUUUGUAUGCGGAAUUAUUUUAUUUUCCACAUAGUAUAUUUAGAUUGUAGACAGUGAAGCAUUAAAUUGAACAUGUCUCAUCAAUAUCGACCAAAUGUUACUUGUUUUAAUAUUAGACUUUAUUUAUUCUUGAUUGUGAGACGGUACAUUGUGGAGCUUGUUCAAAUGCGGUUCAUUACCGUCAACCAGAGUGUGUUACUUAUCUUUAUUACAAAUGCUUUUAACACUACUAUAUUCGUAUCAUUGCUUGCCUGAUAUAUUUCAGUGACUUGAAUACUGUUUCAUUUUUACCUCAUCGGGAAGAACUAUGCCAGUUUCAUCAUGAUUUCAAAACAUAUAAACCAACACUGAAUAGAUUGGCAGCGCAUCCAUAAGCAUUAUUAUUACAUGGCUAUUUAUGCAUUGCCGGUCCACGAUUUGUGCUAUUUACUGAUUGUUCAACAUUAUAUGUUGCUGGGCAAAAGUGAACUGUUGGAGAAAAUGAAUAUGAAAAUUAUUUGUAAUGUCAUGUAAUAAAACCUCGGGAAAUAGUUUUGACCAUUGACCGACACGCUUCUAAAUAAAUAAAUAUAUAUAUUGUACCCCCCGUGUCUAACCGGUAACACCGAUUUGUGGUAGAAAUAAUGCCGACAAACUCAACCUCGUAAUGCAAAAUCAGACACGUCUCACUGAUAUUUUUUCAGAUCAAUUUGAACCAUCGGAUAUCGAAGGUACUUUUAGCACAAAUCGGUUAGAUCCGUUAAGACGUGUGAUACUUCUUUCUGUACAAAAACGUCUUGUAUAUAGCAUUUGUAUUAAAAUAUACUUCAGUUCCGUCAUUUCAAACAGUAACUGCUAUAAGUGUCCCUUAAUGUGCUUUUUGUCUUCAAAAAUAUUCAUGUAUAAUUGAAAGAUUUUGUUUUUUGUAUAUGUUUUAUCAUUAUGUAAAUUCUUAUAUAUGAGGAAUUUUCAGAGCCAUAAAACGAGUAACUUAACCUUUAAACACCUAGUGCUCAAAUCUUAUGUACCUUUGCUGAUAUUACUGACAGGAAGUGGAAUUAAACAACAUCAUUUCAAUUUCAUGGACUGUUGCUUGAAGAAUUGAAAGAAAUUUAUAUGAAACUUGAUUUUUUUUUUUAAAUUAAGUAGUAUUGUAGACAAGAUAUAAUUAUUAUCAUCAUUUACUACUGCCUUGGUCACUUGAAUAAACUUAGACAAUUGCAUCUUUUAACUAUCUAAGUUUCUUUCAAAUUUCAUGUCUUCGAAGUGCACAUGGCACGUGUUUUGUGCAUCGUUCCAAAAUAUUAUAUAAGUGUCAGUAUAUUUUGUUUUCUGAAAUACUUGAAAAACUGGGCUGGUACUAUUUUUGAAUAAGAGUAUUUUUAUGUACUAACAAGUUGAAUAGAUGAUGCACAAAGUAAUCAGUUAUCUAUUUCCUUUUUAAAUACUCGUUCAAUUGUGAAAAAUUUGCAGUGAUUAUUUGUGCUUUAUUUGAAAAGAAAGGACGACUUGUUUUACUAUUUUGUUGUUUGUAUUGUAUGAUGUUUCUGCUAUGGAAUUUAACUACAUAGAUAUUUACCUUAAAAGGUAUUAUAUGUUUCAUUUUAUAUUCGCAGAACAAAUACUGUAUAUGGAAGGCAUCACGUGUGUCUGGAAUUUGGUGCCUGAAAUCAUUAUAUUCUUAAGUGGAAUAAAUGAAAAUCCAGUGACAUGACUCUUUUGGUGAUUGUUUUUUAUUCAAAUCUGUAAUUUUAAGACGACGUAUAACUUUUUAUGAAAAUAGCUUCAUUAAAAAUAAAUUCAGAAUACCAUUGCACGCACAUCAGGAUACAUAAAUCAGUACAAGAGAUAAGCACCGAGCAAAAUGUCUUACAGUUAAUGUAUGACUGCUUGCCUGGCUUAUUUAUUUACAUUAUUUUAUCCUCGUGCUGUUCUGGUGUUUCUCGAAAAAGUUGUGAUACUUUUAGUUUUACAGUACAGUCCAGUCGAGGCAGAUUUGGUUACAACAUCUGUCUUACAAACGUUCAUAGCGCAUUUUGAAUUUACAACUAUGUUUCAUGCUUGUACAUGUAGGUUUUUUUGUUUUAGUUAUAUUUACUACACUUUAUUGUUAGUUGUCGGGCCGGACCAUUCAAUACGGGUGUGCUUUAAUGUAUGUUAUGUGUGAAAUUGAAGUAGUGGGAGUAAACAACCAGGGUCACUAACACUAAUACAUGUUUACUGAAAAACAGAAAUGAUGUCAAAAUUAAAGUUGUUCAUGUGGACCCUGCCACCUGAAAGAAAGUAGGUAAUAACAGUCCAAAUAUAGCUGGUAUUGUGAUGUCGGUUGUAGAUAAUGUAUUAAGUUUUACACGCUUGGAAUAUUGUUUAAUCUAGAAGCAACAUUGAAUUCCAGAUUUAGGACAGAUAUAGAUAGACAUUUGUCUCAGUGACUGGAAAAAUACGUUCCGAACAGCGUUAGCUCAAAUUGUCUUAACAACCGUAGGGAGAGCGUAGAUCUAUGGAUCGGUUGGGGCGUAUGUUCUAUGUGACGAUUUGAUAACAUUGUGUCUGAAAUCAUACGUCCUCCACCUCUGAUUAAUGUGGGGAAGUUGGCAGUUACUUGCGGAGAACAAGUUUGUACUGGUGCAGAACCCAGAAACACUGGUUAUAAUAGGCUAACUGUCCGCUGUUACAUAACUGAAAUACUGUUAAGGUAGUUCUGCACUUUUGGAUCGAAAUUUUUUCUACAAUGUUGAAUUUGAUUAAACUCUGAUUUUUCAAAACUUCGGAAUAUAUUAAGAAAAUUCAGCAAAUAAAAAAGAUAGGGUCAUGUGCUUGAUUUUUUGCUAGACUGGUAUGAAAAAUUUAGAUCUUACGCAAUUUUUCAUAAUGGGAGUCUUUGGGAAAAUCGCAACUUUCAUAACAUUUUCGCGAAUAGAAAUUUUUCUAAAAUGUAGAUUUUAAUGAAACUUCUCACAAACGUUAAUAAACAUAUGGUCUAUAAUAUUGUAAAAUAAAAUGUAUAGGCCCAUGUGCUUUACUUUUGAGAUAUUUGGUCAUGAUUAAAGUGAACUGCCCAUUUCAUGCUAUAUUUAAGACAUUAUUUUGAAUCAUUUAACGUGUCACAUGUUUUCAUAUGAUGUUUUAACUUUAGAAAGAUACUAGCAGUACCAUUUUAAUAAAUCAAUUCACAGGUUGCCAUUAAUUCAUAAACUGAUUUUCAUUUCCGUACGCCGAAUCCAGGCUUUAUUCUACGUUUUCCGGAAAACAGACGUUGCGCCAUCACUUCCGGUUUUUCAAACGUGCAGAACUACCUUAAAACGGCGUUAAACUCAAAACAGACAAACAAACAAAUUGUCUAAAAGCGCAAUUAAUUAAACUGUGAAUAAUACCAUUAAGUGUUUAUACUUCGCCCAAAUCUCUAAAACCUAAGAUGCACAAAAAUUAGUUUUAUAUGACUACUUUAGGCCUAAAUAUAUGUACAGGAGAUCUGUUUGUGUAUCUUAAUUAAAGAAAACAUGACAAACUAAAGCUUUACACAAUCCAGUGCAAAAUAGGAAACAUAUGUAUUUUGUUUUAAAUGUAAGUGCUUUGCAUUGUGUUAAAUUUGUUCAUUGUGUAAGACACGUUUAAUGUUUAAGUGUUCCACUCAGUUUUCAUCUAGUAUGCCUGCACAGCGUUUUGAUAUUACCAUGAAACAUUGAUGAAUGUGUAAUAUUAUGUAAUACAUACAUUGUUACAUUUUUUGUUAAUAAAGUAAUUUUGUGUA
Molecule: messenger RNA, 5787 nt
Organism: Mercenaria mercenaria
Lineage: Eukaryota; Metazoa; Mollusca; Bivalvia; Venerida; Veneridae
Product: zwei Ig domain protein zig-8-like
Exons: 6
Coding region: 770-1672 (300 amino acids)
Biological process (GO): synapse organization
Cellular component (GO): neuron projection membrane
Source: RefSeq, a predicted model, not a curated record